GAUUGUACAAGUCAGCUUUUCGGAAAAGAAAAUUUACAAAAUAAUCAGUUGAAAUGUGUGAAUACGAGUUUAAUGAAACUGCAUACACUAAAAUAAUAUUCCAUGCGGCCAAAUACCCACACCAGGCAGUCAAUGGCCUAUUGUUGGCCGAGAAGAAGCCCAAAGGUUCUAUAGUCCAAAUCAUCGAUGCCAUUCCGCUUUUUCAUCAGUGUCUUCAUGUCACACCGAUGGCCGAAGUUGCCCUUAUGCAGAUCGACUCGUAUGCUGACAGUAAUGGUCUGGUGAUUGCCGGGUAUUAUGCUGCUCCGGAGAACUUUUACGACAACCAAAUUGACAAAGCGCCAGCUGCCAAAAUUGCUGACAAGAUACAGGAGAACUUUAAGAACGCAUGUUUUGCCGUAGUCGACAAUAAGCUGAUGUCACUGGAGCACAAUCGGGCCGCCCUGCAGGUGUACGGAUAUUCAAAUGACUCGAGUCGCUGGUCAAAGGCCAAAUUUUGGCUAACACAAUCGUCACAGACACUCGAAGGCGUAUCCUUGCUGUUGAAACGUGGUGCGAUGCGGGAUGUUAUUGAUUUUGAUAACCAUCUAGACAAUCCGGAAUAUGAUUGGACCAAUCAGUUUCUGAAUCAGUCGCUGAGAGAUCUGCAAAAGUUAUACUAAUACCAAUGUGCCACGUUGAGGUGAACAAUUAUGUUAAAAUAUAGCAAAUUUGUAUUUUAAAAUGAAGGAGCAGAGUCGGAAAUUCAACCUUGCAAUUUAAUUUAUUGUUUGUAAUUACAAUUGGAUUUCAGUAAUCUUUAGAAUAAUGCAUAUAAGUUAAAUAACAUUCAACUAAUUAAUAAAUAAUCAAUUCAUUCGUA
This is a messenger RNA of Drosophila innubila, 862 nucleotides long. RefSeq names its product ER membrane protein complex subunit 8/9 homolog (gene EMC8-9). The transcript is spliced from 2 exons. The record is from RefSeq and is a predicted model, not a curated record. NCBI's taxonomy places the organism in Eukaryota, Metazoa, Arthropoda, Insecta, Diptera, Drosophilidae. Gene Ontology annotation, cellular component: EMC complex. Bases 54 to 662 code for a protein of 202 amino acids.